AGAUGGAAACAAGAAAAAGACCUCACAGUAACAAACUUCACUUCAGCGGAGGACAUAAACUGUGAGAUAUUUUCCUCCUUGUUUCAUCUAUAGCUGGAUGGGCAAAUAAUCGUUAGACGCUGAUCAAGGAUUGAAGAACAAAACAAAAUAUUUCAUCCGCCUCCGAUGAAGGCAAAAUAUUGGUCCCAAGACUUGAACCAACCCUCGUACGCACAGAGGAAUUGGGAACACGGUCUUCACUUCAACAGCAUUAUUCCGCUUCGAUCUAACAUCCUUCUAAGCUGGAUUAUCCUUUCCAUUCACCAUUUACUUUAACGGCUCAACUUCCACAUCGGCGCUUUCUCAAGCAUCACCCCGCGACAUUCAAAAUCGACCUCACUUCCUAAGACCGCCCAAUAACCCGCCCCGCUCUAAAACCUCCAACACAUCCGAAAACCAGCUGGAGCCCACUGGAAACCUUAUUGGGCGCAGCCAUGUUUCACUGCGACUGCCCUCUAUCCAUCAAAUAUUGUUCUACUUUUCCUCCUCCACAAAACUGACCUUACGAAUUCCUCCAAAAGAAGCAUGAUUCACCUCUGUUGGCUCUGUGUCAUUAAAAAUAAUUCAUGUGGACUCCACAAAAAAUUCAAGCUCUGUGGAACGCUUCGCAGUCGCAUGACUGCCAUUUUCUUGGGGGGUGGAAAAUUGCUGGUUGAAGUGCACUGAGCCGAUGUGUGCAGGGGAUGGUGCAAUGCAGUUGAUUCGUCGUUUUGUACGUCGUUUUGAAGUUUUCCUAGCUCGAGGAUGACGCGACACGUCAGUGUUGCCACCGGCUCCAUAUAAUCCGAAAACUUUGGGAACUCGACGUUCAGUAUCCCUCGCAAGCUCGACCGAAACCAAGUGGUGUGUCGGCGUUAAGGCGGACGACGAGAGCAUUUCGUUUGAUCAAGUUGUUUUCCACCGGUCCAAAAUCGGAGAAGGAGGAAACGUCGUCAGCUUUUUGAAAGGACGCGUGAUACUCCAUAUAUACAUCAGCAUAUAGACAACUGCUGCUCUAUACAGUGGAUUUGCUAGCUGUACCUUCCAAAUAGCAGCAGGUGUUUCCCCGGGAAGCAGUAUAAAAGCUGGACAUUUUCCUCUGACGAUUCAUUGGCAUAUAUGGGAGGACUUUCAAUUCCCGGGGUGAUGAGAAUCCCCUAUCUCUUGUUGCUGUUGCUGAUUUCGGGAAGUAACGGCUCUGCCACAAGAAAUGAUAAAACCAGGGGAGACAUCAGCCGGGCCAUCAGCGAUCCAAAGGAUGGCCAAGCUCAAGGGAUUCUUGGGGCCGAAACAAAAACACAGGAAGGGUUACCAACACUCUCGAAUGGAAGGUUCCAAUCUAGGUUGGAAGGUGGCGUUUUGGAGACGAACAUCAGCACCCUGGCACCUUACGUAGCACUCCUUCGAGUACUGUUCCUGGAUGACAGCGGCCAUGACACGCUUGGACUCCUAAUUUCAAAGAGACAUGUCCUGUGUACCGUCGAGGCUCUCCUAGGAAGGAAAUGGACCGGCAAAGGCAAUGCAUUGAAGGACAUAAAAGGAAUAUAUGUCUAUCUUGCUGUAGGCACAAAUGAUGAGGAGGGCUUCCAAAACCUUCCACCUUCGGACAUCAUUUAUUACCCCAAUUAUAAUUCGUCUGGAAAGGUGAUUCCUGACGAUGACUCGGUGAAACGGGAGGUAGCCAUUGUGAAGCUGCCCUAUGAUUCCCGAACGAGCCCUCUUCCUAUUCAAUGCAACCCUGGAGUUAGGAUCGAGACUGAGGUUACAGCAGUCUUUGAUUGGGUUAAAGUUGGCAAGGGACGUGACUUGUUUAGAGCACAGUACCUUCGUGUGCAGUGUCCCCCAGCUUAUUUCAGCAAGGAUUCCACAAACUGUUUCCAGCUGUCCAACAUAAGCGCUUUUGAUGUGAAUGACAUGGGAAAUCUUGGAUCACCAGUCGUUCUCAAUUAUGGACAAGCGAAUGCCACAGCUGUGGCAAUCAAAGCAUACACUUUCAAUGUGACUGCAACAGAAACGAUGAUGGCAGCUGCAAGCUUUAGUGACCCUGAAGUUUGGAGCUUUGUUUGUCAGUAUGCAGAAAAAUGCAUUGGUGGCCCCACAACCACAACAUCAGUCCCAUCCACCACAACAUCAGUCCCAUCCACCACAAAAUCAGUCCCAUCCACCACCACAUCAGUCCCAUCCACCACAACAUCAGUCCUAUCCACCAGCACUCCACUCAUCCCCACGACCACUCCUACUGGAGUUAUCAAGAAUACUACCAGCCAAAAAGUAAUGAAAACACCUCCAGGACCUGACUCGCAACCUCCUCCUCCGCUGGGAAAAUGGGCGAAGUUUAUGCAAUUCAUUCGCGGCCUUUUUGCCUAA
Messenger RNA from Notodromas monacha, 2385 nucleotides. The record is from the annotation of a GenBank genome assembly. NCBI's taxonomy places the organism in Eukaryota, Metazoa, Arthropoda, Ostracoda, Podocopida, Cyprididae.